ACUCGUUCCAUUCGUACGAUAAUUUAAUACGAAAUUAAUAUUCCAUGCAUUAAUAAUUUCUGUAAAUGUCGAAACGAUGUGCGAGAUUAAAAAAAUCGUAAGUUUCGAAAAAAUUUUUUCACCUCGAAAUAUUUACGAUUAAAGAGAGAGAGAGAGAGAGAGAGAAAUAUAUAGAUAGUUAUUUUAAUAUUUAUUUCAAGUCUGUAAAAAAGACUUGAGUCUGAAAAGUUUCGAAAUUUCCAAGUUUCGAGUAUCAAGAAAAGAGUUAUUAUCGAUAUUUCAAUGUCAACAGUCUUAUCAAUCGCAAUUAAAAGUUUCUUCCACGUAAUGAAAAUAAGUCGAAUGAUUUCGUGUAUAUUAAAUUAUAUCACAUGAUAUGAGAAAAACUAUGGCCGUAAUUGUAUUGCAAAUGUUCUUCUACAGCAGUGUUUCUCAACCUGAUGCUAUUGCGAAGUAAUUUUUGGAAAAUUGUCAUUUUUACUUAAUCAUUUUCUUACGUGAAAAAGAAUUAAAAAUUUUUGCGUGUUGAUAUUUUAACUAAGAAUUCAUUCGUAAAAAUAAAUCUAUAAAUGUAUCCUAUUAUAAUUUUUAACUUAUCUUUAUGUAAUCACAAAGAAAUUUUGUUUAGUGUCACAUGUCAAAUAUAAUCAGAUUGUUUAUAUAACAGAAUUUUAUAUAACUUUUCCCACCGACUAUAUAUAUUUUUUUAAUUAAAUAUACAUAUACGAAAGAAUUUCACGAAAUAUGAAUUAAAAAUUGUUUUAUAAACAUAAUAAUUUUUAUAUAUCGAUAUCUUCAAUUUAUAUAUCUAUAUUUCUAUAUCUUAUUUAAUUAUAUAUUCAAAUUAAAUAAAUAAUAUUUCAAGUUUCUUUCCUCAAGUAUAAAGUUCACGUUUACAUUCACAUUAAUUAAAUGAGAUACAGUAUUAUUCAAAUGAAUCUUAAUUUUCUUCGUGAGUUUAAUUAAUUUUUAAUUUCCAUUAAUGGCAACUCCAUUUCAUUAGAAACCGUAAUUUUAUUUAUCACCUCGUCAAUCAUUUUUGAAUUAACGAUAUAAACUUACACAUUAGAAGAAAGAAACACCUAUUAAGGAUAAAAUACAACGAAGAAACAUUGAUUUGUCAUCAACAUUGUAUAAUUUAAUCUAAUAAUUCUCGACCGUAACAACUACUCGAGAAUGUAAUGGAAACUUAAUCAAAACAAAUUCAGCUCACGAACAAAGUCCCUUAAGGUCGCUUGAAUGUCAUUCUACUUCAUAUUUAAUUUCAUAUAACGCAUAUUUCCUAUAAAAAUAGAAAGAAACAAAAACCUAACACAUCCCAAACGACGUAUCAACUAAUCCUUUAAAAUGAUGCUCCAAUAAAAAAUUCAUAAUAAUCGGAUAAUAAAAGCACUGUUAAAAAAAAGAAAGAAAAAGAAGAAAAAAAUAUCGUUCCUAUAUCAGCUGAAUAAAAUUUAUACGAAGAAAAAUUUCACUGCGGCGAAAAAGGGAACAAGUAUUCUCCAUAAUUUGUUUGCCUAUUAUAAAAAGGGGUUGCCUCGAGAAACACACCGCACUACGGAGAGUAUGCAGACGCGUAUAAAUACGAACGUGGGCGGCCAUUCGAGAGGAUACGCGCGCCAUAGUGUUUCCACCGUCUAUUUUCGACGAGAACAGGAAGAGCCGUCUCUUUUCCACGGUUAUCGUGCGCCACGCGCAUGCCCCUUCGAGCGUCGGUGUUCGAAGCCUGGCCGUGUGUCGUUGUAUUCGUUGUAAAUACCGAAUGCCGAAUGCUCGCUACCGAAAAUAAUCACGCGAGGACGUUGCUGCGAUUUCGGACCGCUUCUUCUUCCGCGGCCCUCCCGACACCGCCAAAAAAUGCAUUCCCAACGUGAACCUUCGAGAUAUUCGCGCUAGAGAGUUAAUUCCAUCGUCCUCCCGUGUAUAUUUCCCACGAAACGAUAAAAUUGAUUCCGUUCGAUGUAAAAUAUCGACCCUGUGCGCGCGUGUUUAGAUCAACAAAAACGAAGGAUCUGUCGAGCAUCUUUCUAUCGAUAUGCGAAAAUAUACGUGAAAGAGAGUGGAAAAUGUAGGAAAAAUGCCUCACGAUCCCUCGAUUUACUUUUUAAGCAAGUACAGUGAGUUCAAGUUCGGUUCUACGUUAACGUGUCGUAAAGGGGAAGAAAUAUAUCCAUUUCCACGACGAUGUGCGUUUGAUUUAAAAAUAAAUAUAAAAUAGACUCGAACGAGCCUCGUUACACAGUAUUACAUCUCAGCGUUUCCUCCCAAUUCUCUACUAAAGUAUCCUCAUUUACGAAUAUCGAGGAUUCCCAGUGGAAUUCACCUUAUGAAAGUAAAAUUAUAAAAAAUUAUAAUUCUCAUCCUCAGAGAAAACAGUGUUGGGAAACACUGAAAAUCACGUGUUUACACGCGAAUAUAUUAAAUUUUGGCGCGGAGGGUGGCUAAACUCGUAUCUAAAUCCGCGAAAGGAAAAGAAGAAUGUACUCUAAAAUUAAACUUCCCCCGAUAUAUUUAGAGCAUCGAUAACACGAUCGAGUGAGAAAAAAAGAAAAUCACUUCGAGAGAAAAAUAAAACCAGAUGGCUGAGAAUGAGAAAUUUGGCGAUCAAGCGUUUGGGCAUGAGAGGAACGGGAAUCGGGGAUCGUGCACGGGCCGCAACAGCGAACAAAGAGCGCAGCCGAGGCCCAGCACGAGGCCACGCAAAGUGGACGAGGGCGAGCUGCCCGCGCCACCGCCGGAUCCGUGGUCCAAUCUCUGGCCCAGCCUGCACAAUUCUCGCGACCAGCAGGUGGAGGCGGGGAGGAACAGCCGGAGCCUGGACGAGGACGAGGACAUGAUCGCCUACUUGACGGACGAUCUCGGCUCUCUGCCGCCGUUCGAGGGGCGAACCCCGUCGGGGUGCCCCUCGAGAAAUUCUGCCGUGUCCGCGAUGGCUAUUUCAAGCGUUUACGCGGAAGACGCUUUCGAGCACUUGGACCGGUUGUACGCGUUCGUGGACCAGAUUCUCGAGCUCAGGGAUCGAAACGCCAAGUUUUUCAAGCGCGUGAGGAAUCUGGAACGGUUGAAGGUGUUGAGGGACGCGAACCAAAAAUUGGAAUACGCUUUCGCGCGCGACAACGGCGCGGCGACGGCGGGGAACGCGUGCGAGGAGGACACUGGGUUCGCCGAGUCGUUGCUCGACGCUAUGCUGUCCAAUUGCAGGGAUUCCCCGUUCCAGAGGAGGGGGGCGAGGUCGGGGACGAGGCAGGCGUCGAGGAACAACAAAUUGGAUAUCGACGUCAAGCAAACGUCGGUGGACGAAAUUUCUGGAACCGCGCCCAAGGUCUCCAAAUGGACGAGAGUUAAGGCCGCGUUUAAGUGGGAAAGGGCUUACACGAACGACACCGAGAAUACGGACUCGGGCAUGGCUCCCCCCUCCUCCUUCUCCCUGCCACCGACCAGUAAGCAGAAUCAUAGGAAUCACGAUGUUGACGCUAGGGAAUCGAGCAACACCGCAACCUCGUCGCCUGUUAACGAGAAUUGCAACGUGGGAACGCCUGUCGCUCGAACCUCUUCGCCCUCCUCGUCCAACGACGGAUUUUACGAUUGUCAGAAAAGUGGAACAAACCAAGUGGAUUGCCAAUCUUUGAAGAGAAAAUCUAAUAAAAAAGAUUUUGCAAACUGGCAUAGCGAAUCUCUCGAUGAUAAUAUUCUUAUGGAUACUUUGCAACCUAACGAGACAGCAAUAACAAAUGAGGCCAGCCAAGGGAAGCCUUUGAUACGAAUCACAUCGGACAAGAGUCACGCGGGGAAAAUGGAUGAGAAGGAUGUAGAAUCGAUAUCAAAGAGAUCGACACCGACAUUAACGAUCGCAAUACCUUCGCACGAGGAGGAUAUAAGAUACACGUCGUCUCCAGAAUCGAGUUCGCCGCUCUUUUUCAACGCGAACGCCUCUGCCGGAAAUUCUCCACAACACAGGAAGACGUAUCGAGACCAAUCUGUGAAGAACGAUUUUAAACGACAGCAAUCGUACGGUGGAGAAACAUUGAUGUCGAAGAUGCAGAGGCAAGACUCGAAAUGGAACAAGGUCAGGCGAGCAUUUCUAACGAAUUCAACCCCGAACGUGCCAUCGAACCUCAACGUUCCCAGACAGACGCUCUUUCAAGAUGGUUUCGAAACUUCGAUAAGCAGCAAUUACGACAGCGUGGAAAAUAUGGAGAAAACGACACCUUCCAACACACCGUCGCAAGACACGAGACAAGAUUACCGCGCCCUCAGAGAGAAACUGGGAACCGAAUUCCAUCAAAAGUUGAUCGAGUGGGAGCGUUUAAAAAAUUUUCCACCCCGUGUUUCCACCACGAAAGAAACCUUCUCGAAUUUACCGAGUCCUCGAGAAAGCUUGCUGUCGGAAGAAAGAUUAGCACCCGAGUUCAGAAAGAAAUUGCAAGACUGGAAACGCGCCAAAAAAAUACGAAGAGGAAGUGCCCCGUUUGUGCUGCAACAGAGGCUGAAUCGACGUCGUUUAACGGAUUGGCAACUUUGGAGAUCUCCUUUGAAAACCGAAUUCAGAAAUAAAGAAAUCUUCAGUUUCGCUGGUGGUGAGAGCGGAGAGAUCGUGAACGAUGGGAGGACGCAAGUUUGUGAAGAUUAUCCGAAAAAAAUGGAACCUUGGAAGAGAGCGAACGAGAGUAAUUGCGAUGCGAAAAGUCAAACACGAACCAAGUCACAUCAACUUGCGUCUGGAAUCGACGAAAGCGAGUUUCUCGCUUUGGAAAGAUUAUUGUCGCUUUUCAACAAUAAUACGAGUAAGGAGCGACGAGACAGUGAUGUUCAACAAUUGGACGAGUGCUUCGAUGGAGAUGCAAGAUCGUGUGCCGAUGGAACACAAAAUUUAAAUGACACCAACGAAGUUUUCGUUCGAACAUCUGUUGGAUCUUACCGGUUCGAAGGUAUUUCGCGAGAAUUCACAAGAAAACUGUACGACUGGGAACAAUAUCGUGGAAUAUCACCGACAUCUUCGACUUUCCGCCUUUUAGGACCUUCUUAUAUACCAUUCUUAAGACAGACAACUAUGGAAACAUCGACGGAUAAUUCACCGAUAACAAAAGUUGGAAGCGACGAACCGAUAUCGUUCAAAGUCUGCUCUUUGAAGAGAUCGAAAUCUGUUGGCAAUGUGAUCGAGCAAAAUGAUCGAAACGAACUCUUCAUACGUCGUUCGAACAGUCUACAAUCAUUGGAUCAUCUCACGAACAGGUUAAAAGAUGCUGAUCGCAUAGAUGCUUUACAAGAAUCAAUCGAUCCUCAGAGACCAGAGGACAUAGUCGAAGACAUAAUGGACGAUUCGGAACCGGAAGCAAUGAUCGUCGACAUCGAAGACGUGAUCGAAGAAACUGCGAGUCCCCUGGAAAGGGUGCAACCACACCAAACACCCGUGUACUCGGUUGCAGCGAGCGAAACGACGAGCAUCGCGGUACCAUUGGGAACUGUUACGUCCAGUCACGAACCAUCACCGGUAUUCUUGAUAGAAAUAGAGGAAAACUCGGAUUCGAAACGGUGGGAGUCGAAAAAGUGGAAUCAAAGGAAAAGUGUCUCGAGCGAAGAUAGUUUGAGCCUGGAACAAUCCGAAAUGGCGAAAUCUUGGGACAAUGAGAGGAAUUCUUCGAGUAACGUGGAUUCGGAGCAUUGGUCCUCUGCAAGCUCGUGGAGCAAGAGGGAAACGUUUGAUGUGAAGGAGAACGUUGAUAAUUCGGAUCGAGAAUUGGACAAAGAUUCAGUGAAAUCGAACAACUCGAUUUAUUCGACCGAUGUGGAUACGGAAUUUAACGUUGUAAACGAAGGAAAGGAGCAGAAUCAGGUUAAUUUCGAGAGAGAAGAUGUUCCUGUAACGUUACCUGAAAAGAAAGAUGGACUUGAAAGGAACCUUAAGGAAUAUGAUGAACAAUCAAAAGUAGCGACCUGUCGAUACAAUCAGGAGUUAUCAAUUGAGAAGGAAGAAUACGAUUACCAACAGAUAGAAAAGGAUGAGAACAUCAAUGAUGAAAAAAAUCUUGUCGAAAGUUCGAAAUCCAACGAAUAUGAAGAAAUAAUCGUGACCAGUUCUUUUACGAAUUUGCAAUCAAUGGAAAAUUAUAACGAUGAAACUGCUAAGAAUUUAUUAAAAACAUCGAUUAAUUGUAAAUUAGAGCAAAGUAAAUUUGCAACGCGUAACGUAGGUCGUUUCUACACCAAUCAAGAUCAAAAAAAUGUCAAAAAAACUGAAGAAACUUAUACCAUAAUGGAUAAAGUACUCGACACCGCUCAUCGAGACUUAUCCAAAAUAGAAUUAGACACGAAUCGUUAUGACUCAUCCAGACGGUGCAUCAAUUAUCCAAUCUACGAAAAAGAAAAGGAUCGUUUCAAAGAAGCAACGAGAAGUUCGCAAUCCGUCGAAAGAAAGAAAUGGCAAGAAUAUCGCAAUACCGAAACUGCUUCGUCUUCCCUAUUAUCGAAUCCGUCCUCGUUCGAACGUCAUCGCGAGCCAACUAUUCAAACAACAGCGUACACGGUAGCGCCAUCUCGAGACCAACGUUGCUUCGAGAGAAUCGUCAUCAACGAAGAAACUCUGAACAAAAUAGUCGUACCCACGGCAACGGGCUGCGUGGAGAAAGCAAGCAUCUCGAGAUCGCCGAUAGAGCGAGCACCAGUCGAAGAUUCAGCGGAUGAAUAUCGAUCGAGCAACGAUCGUGACGUUCCAGUCAGUCGAGAAACGAGUACUAAAAAGCAAAUCUCCAAUUCACCGACCCGAAACGUUUUCAUCAGGACGAAACGUAUAAUAUUCUCUCCGUUCCGACGUUCGGAAGAGCACUCGUCUGGUAAAAAGGAGAACAACGAGGAUGAUCGCGUGUUUCCUACGAAGAGCAAAAGCAAAUCGAGGUCGGGAUCGCCUAAAGUAAACCGACAAGACGCCCUCUUGAGGAUGUCUCUUUCGUUACCGUGGCCCCUUCGCCCAUCCUCGAAGGAUCGUGAGACGAAGGAAUCGAAAAUCGAAGAGGAACGAGCUCCCGUUAAACAGAAACAAAACUUCAAACGGUGCAAGUCUGUGGAAAGCUCGAGGAAAUCGUCCGUCGGCGAAAACGUAUUCCAAACGAGGCGAGAUAGAGACUCGUCGAUCGAAUUUAAAAAUUCUACAAACGAGAAGAACGAGAGAGGGAGCGUCUCGGUACAAACGGAUGAACGAGAAAAUCGAGCUCCCUUUAGAGUUAGCUUGCCCAGCUUAAAAACUGUAGAGAAAACGAAAGAAAAUUCUUCUUCUUCCUCCCCCUCCUCCUCCUCCUCCUCUUCCACUUCUUCCUCCUCGUCUUCUUCGAGAUUCGACCCACAAUCUUCGGAUCUUAUACACAAACUGACGAUUCUGUCGAACGCAGUGGCAAGGCGAGACGGCAGAACCAACACGAUCUCCGAAGAAUCGUCCCUGGUCGAAUCGCACUCGUUGAGAGUGAGACGAGCGAAAGAGGAUUUCUUGUCUCGUCGAGGUGGCCCGCUUUGCCAUUCGGCGUUGGAGCCUCCAUCCGUGAAACGCGACGAUUCUCCAAGAACGUUGGUCCAUUUCUACGAGCAGAUCUCGGAAAAUCAAGAAAGAAUGGGAAGCGGCGAGCAGACAUCGAGCGUAAAUCGCGCCCCAAAUUCGUUAUUAGACGCGUCGAGGGAGAAGGAAGGACAGCAACAGGAGUUGGCAACGAAAGAGAAGAGGAUGGAACAUUUUUUGAACGAUUACAACGAGUUGUCGAACGGUUCGCGACCCGAUCGUGUUAAAUCUGCCAGUGCUGGUAUGAUAAACGUGGAUCCGGACACGUUCGUGCGUUUGACCGAAACCAGCCGAGGAUGCGAGUCUCUUCCAAGAUCGAUCUCGAAGCAGCCUCAGCCGUUGGGAUCGCUCGCGAAAAUUGUUAACAAGUUAAAGUUUACGAGGUUGAUACGUAGCAAAGAUGCUCAGGAGGAGAAUAUGAGCACGAUCUCGAAGUUGUGCAGGCAGAGUUUGUUGAUCGACGUUAGAAACGAUUUUGACAAGUGUUGGGAGUCGAACGAUCGUGAGAAGGUUCCUAAAGCGGGUAGCGUUGAGAGAAAUAAGAAAAACGAAUGAUUGUGAUUUUUAAAUUAUACUUUUGAAUUGCAGCGAGACUUCCAGUAUUCGAAUUAGUAAUUAUACAUGUAUAUUUUAAUUGUCAAUUUUUUUUUCGUCGUGUAAAUCGUUCGAUGUGUUGAUUUUAUAUCGUAAAUAGUGAAAAAUGUCUCGAUAAGAUACGGUUCUUGCCAUUUUUGGAGAAUUGAAUCGUAGAGUUAUUUGCGUGAGAAAUUUUAUAAUUUUUCCGAUAUAGUCAGUUACUAAAAUAAAAUAUUUUAUUAUUGUCUUAUUAUGUGUCUCGAAAAAAUCGAAAAUUAUCCUAUAGUAUUUUUCGUUGUUACAAAAUAAUUAGAAAUAUAUAGAAUAUAGGGGAUAAAUGUUUGAAUAAUGGAGGUUCUACUGUAUCGAAUAUAAGUAGUAAUUGUUGACGAAUAGUUGUCGUACGGAAAAGAUUUUAAUAAUUUUUUUUAACAAUUAAUAAUGAACGUUAGAACAAGGAACAUGAACGAAAUAAGAAAAAAAAAAAAUAAUUCUUAGAAAUAUUUGUGCGUAUAUAAUCGUAUAAUUAAAUACACGUUUUAAAGAAGAGAAAAUUCAUUCUAGUUAAUUUUAUAACAACGAUUAACAAACAAAAAAUAAAAUAUUAUUUUCCUAUGAGA
Apis cerana (Asiatic honeybee) is the source of this 8739-nucleotide messenger RNA. RefSeq lists its product as uncharacterized. The record is from RefSeq and is a predicted model, not a curated record. NCBI's taxonomy places the organism in Eukaryota, Metazoa, Arthropoda, Insecta, Hymenoptera, Apidae.